AUGUUGGCUCGAUCAGCACUGCGUACGGCGCGCACAGCCGGCGCCGCAGCCCGCAAUGCUGCCAGCAAAACCGCUUCGCGCUCCGCCUCCACCUCCGCCGAGGGAGCUGCUUCUUCCUGGAAGAACAACGCUCUCCCCGCUGGCGCCACCAUCUUCUCGAUUGGCUCCGUGGCAUGGUACCUCCACCUCUACGGAGGCAAUGCUGAUGCCAUGACACCUGCUGAGGAAGGUCUUCACCCCACUCAGUACCCAUGGGAGCACACCAAGUGGAACAAGACCUUUGACCACCAGGCUCUCCGCCGUGGUUUCCAGGUUUACCGCGAGGUCUGCGCAUCCUGCCACUCCAUCUCCCGUGUCCCCUACCGAUCGCUCGUCGGUACCAUGAUGACCGUCGAUGAGGCCAAGGCUCUCGCCGAGGAGAACGAGUACGACACCGAGCCUAACGACCAGGGCGAGAUUGAGAAGCGCCCCGGAAAGCUCUCCGACUACAUGCCCGCCCCCUACAAGAACGACGAGGCUGCCCGCGCUGCCAACAACGGUGCUCUGCCCCCGGAUCUAUCGCUCAUCGUCAAGGCCCGCCACGGCGGCUGCAACUACAUCUUCAGCUUGCUCACCGGUUACCCCGAGGAGCCCCCUGCCGGAGCUGUUGUCCAAGAGGGUCUCAACUUCAAUCCCUACUUCCCUGGAACCGGUAUUGCUAUGGCCCGUGUGCUCUACGACGACUUGGUCGAGUACGAGGACGGAACACAGGCGUCGACCUCGCAGAUGGCCAAGGAUGUCGUUGAAUUCCUCAACUGGGCUGCUGAGCCGGAGAUGGACGACCGCAAGAAGAUGGGCUGGAAGGUUCUGGCCGUCACAAGUGUGCUGUUCACCCUCAGCGUCUGGGUGAAGAGGUACAAGUGGGCACCGCUCAAGACUCGUAAGAUCCUCUACAGCCCGCCCGCUCAGAAGAAGAGCAUCCUCGACCAGGUUCCCAAGCCCAACAACCAGGGCAAGACAAACCAAUAG
Ascochyta rabiei is the source of this 1008-nucleotide messenger RNA. RefSeq names its product cytochrome c1. Gene Ontology annotation, molecular function: electron transfer activity; heme binding. Bases 1 to 1008 code for a protein of 335 amino acids. The transcript is spliced from 5 exons. Gene Ontology annotation, biological process: mitochondrial electron transport, ubiquinol to cytochrome c. Lineage: Eukaryota; Fungi; Ascomycota; Dothideomycetes; Pleosporales; Didymellaceae. The record is from RefSeq and is a predicted model, not a curated record.